AUGUCCAAUCACCCUUUCUCUCAGCAUCGUCUAAAGUCAGAGCCGACUACAGAGAUCACCACCAGCCAUACCAGUCUGUUGGAACAUACCAAAUCGAACGAGCAUGGAUCUUCACCCACAUCCAAGAAGGACAUACAUAUCCACGCCCAUGAUGGGAUCAUCCAAACCGGACAUGAAUUACCUCUACUAUCUCUGAAUCCCAAUGCCAUCAACCCAAAUACCACACCUGCACCACCGGUCCAAACCAAAUUGUACAAAAGGAGGUUCUUCGUCUUGGCGGAAUUAUCAUUACUCAACGUGAUAGUCUCAUGGUGCUGGUUAACCUUCUCUUCCGUAUCUGGAACUUCAUCCGGCUUUUUCAACGUAUCGGAAUCGACAAUUAAUUGGUUAUCUACUGGAUUUUUAUUCGCUUUUGUCGUUGCCUCUCCGGUUGUUUUAUGGGUAUUGAAUAGAAGUACAAAAGCAGCUAUGGUCAUUGCAUCCAGCUUAUUGAUUUUGGGAAGUUGGUUAAGAUAUUUAGGAUCGAAGGUACCUUCAAAUCAUAAUAGAGGGUUUGGGAUAGUAGUAUUUGGACAGAUUAUCAUUGGUUUUGCUCAGCCGUUUGUGCUUUCGGCGCCGACCAGGUUGUCACAUCAGUGGUUUGGAGAUAGGGAGAGGAUCACGGCGACGGCGCUUGCUAGUUUGUGUAAUCCACUUGGAGGAGCUCUCGGACAACUCAUUGGUCCUUUCAUAGCUACCGAACCUGACAAAGUGCCGAAUAUGGUCUUAUACGUUGCUAUCAUUACUACCGUGAUCUCCAUUCCUUCCAUCUUCUUACCUUCCUCGCCACCUCUACCACCUACCACAACACCAUUCAAUGAUACCAAGAUUGACCUUCGCACCCUCAAAGUGAUAUUCUCCAACUUAUCUUUCCACCUUAUCGCAUGGCCAUUCAUUAUCUACGUCGCAUCUUUCAACGCAACCUCCUCUCUUCUCAACCAGAUCCUGGAACCCUAUGGAUUCAGCGAAGAUCAAGCAGGUAUAGACGGAGCAAUUAUGAUAGUUGUUGGACUAGUCGCAGCAGCCAUAGCCUCACCAAUUCUAGACCGCUUUACAACUGGUCGUCCUGGGGUCAAAUUGAUAGUGAUCAAAUUAUGCGUGGUGAUCAUAUCGAUUAUGUACGUUUUGUUCAUAUUCUUGCCCUCAACACGGAAGUUGGUGGGACCAGCGAUCAUAUCAGCAUUGAUCGGAUCGACAUCUUUCAUCCUCUUGCCACUGGCGCUGGAAAUGCUAGCAGAUACAACGUGGCCUAUUGGACCUGAAGUUUCGUCGACGAUAUGCUGGGCGAUAUCCCAACUUAUCGGUGGAUGCCUGUUGGUUUCGAUGACUGCUCUUAAAGGACAUAAGAAGAAUCACCCGGAUCAAUCGAUGUAUAGAAGUUUGGUCCUUCAGGCGGUACUUUGCUGUGUGGUAGCGCCUCUACCGCUUUGUCUGGGAUUAUGGGGAACAGGGAGGAACUCAAGGGAUCCGAAGAGGGUUGAGGGGAGUGAUGGAAUUGAUACGAGCGAGUCGACAGAGAACUCUGCUACAUAG
Molecule: messenger RNA, 1572 nt
Organism: Kwoniella mangroviensis CBS 8507
Lineage: Eukaryota; Fungi; Basidiomycota; Tremellomycetes; Tremellales; Cryptococcaceae
Exons: 3
Coding region: 1-1572 (523 amino acids)
Biological process (GO): transmembrane transport
Cellular component (GO): membrane
Molecular function (GO): transmembrane transporter activity
Source: RefSeq, a predicted model, not a curated record